Messenger RNA from Physella acuta, 1367 nucleotides. RefSeq lists its product as uncharacterized. The record is from RefSeq and is a predicted model, not a curated record. NCBI's taxonomy places the organism in Eukaryota, Metazoa, Mollusca, Gastropoda, Physidae.
AUCAUUUGGCGCCGCUUCUGUUUUUAAUGCCAUACCACGUGGGUAUGUCCAAGUGUUUUGAUUGGCUAAUUGGAGAACACAGACCUUUUAUAAUACAGCGCACAAAUUGCUCGGGGAUAUAUUUUCCCUUCAGAGACAUCGCCGAAGUUUUACUCUGACAACAUCAAUUGGAGAUUUAAAAAAAUAAGUAAGGCCACACUUUUGUAACAAGUUAUUUCAGUCAGGUAGAAUUCAAUUUCUACAGAACAGUAAUCUAACGUCAAAGAAGAUGUCACUUGGAAAAUUUAAUCUGAUAGUAGCAGCAUGCCUUCUGUACAGUAUGUGUUAUGCUACAAAUGAUUGCAUUCCCUACGUUGAUGGCGAUCUAUCCACCGAGCAAGUUGCAGCUAUUAACUCAGAGCAUGAUUGUUUUUUGGCAUGUGCCGCCAAUUCGAAAUGCUUUAGUUUUGAGUACGAUGGUGUAUGCACAAAUUAUGUUUUGAAGACACCAGUAACGACAUCCAGCGAUUAUAUAAAUGUCGCGAUAAGAUGCUUAUACAGUUCAUCCCAGUGUUCAGCUUAUCCUGCUGGAUAUAAUUCUGAAGCUUCACAAACAGUCACAUUUGAUGAAUGUAUACAACUCUCGAUUGACAACCAUAAAUCGAAUGGCUUCACGUAUGUUUUUGGGAAAUGCAUUCUGAACGUGUUCAUUAGGGAUAAGCUAAACACCACAAUAGAAACCGCAGGAUUUGCGUAUCUUCGCUGUGAAAGGGCCGAAGAAACGACAACCACAUCAACAACUGCUGCAAUGGCAACUUCUACUACAAGAAAAAAUUGCAAGAAAGGUUAACAAGACGUUUAAAGUUUUUUAAAAGUUCGAGGGAGAAGACUUCACAGAUGAAAAGAUUCUUUACGUUUCAAUGUCUUUAAAUUCCUAAAACUAUUUUAAAUUUGCAAAAGCUACUUUAAAUUUUAAUAUUUUGAAAUUCCUAAACACAUUUAAAUUUUCAAAGAGUCUAUACAUUUUCAUCUCCUUAAUUAGUUAAACUAUUUACAUUUUAAUGUCUCAAAAAACCUUAAAUUGUUUGAAUUCGCACUGGCUGUUUUCAAUUUAAAAAAAAAAUUAUUAUCGUAAACGCAUCAAAAUUAUUUGUCAUCAUUUUGUUAAUCGCUUUGUUUUAAUAUCUUGUGUUAUCAUUUUGAAGUACCUAAAUCUUGAAGUAUUUUUUUUUAAAUUUUUUUUUUUAAUUUAUAAUUUUUUGUUGAUUUUCUCCAAAAUCUAAGUAAUAUUUUCUUUAAAAAAAUAUUUUCUUCACGCUUGAUGUUUAACUCAAACAACAUUGCACUGGGUUUGUCAAAUACUGGUUCUUGUCAAUAAAAGUUUCUAU